AUAAAUUCAAAUAUUAUUUUACCUUCAAAACUUCAAAAAAGAAAAAAAAAUUAAUUAAUUAUGCUUGUCACCAAAACCUUGACAUGUGUAGGAAUUCUGUUGGGUCUCUUUAACACAAUCGUAAUGGCGUUAGAUUGCCCUUGCCAGCAACUUAAGAUAAAAUGUAAAACGGCUUCCCCUACAAAUUGCAAGGCAGAGGUCAUCAAAGAUGUUUGUAAUUGCUGUAAUGUUUGUGCCAAAGUUGUAGGAGAAGUAUGUGGGGGGCCGUUUUUCAUAAAAGGUAAAUGUGCGAAAGGUUUGAUAUGCAUUUUCAAGAGUUACCAAGAACCUAUUCAAUCGGACGGAAAAUGUGUGCUAGGAUUCGCUAGAAACGUGGGUGACCCUUGCGGAGAUGCUUGGCAACAGGGAGCUUGUAAACCGGGUUUAUUAUGUUUGCAAAGUACGCCAGCAAAUAUCGGUAAAUGCGUGUUCCCCCCCAAUAUUCUAAGGAAGCGACUGUAAAAUUUUCGGCUAUUAUACUUCAAAUCUUCAAUAAUCCAAAUUAAUUUUAUGUUGCAAUGUGU
This is a messenger RNA of Gordionus sp. m RMFG-2023, 563 nucleotides long. Its product is annotated as venom protein 302-like. Gene Ontology annotation, biological process: regulation of signal transduction; regulation of cell growth. The record is from RefSeq and is a predicted model, not a curated record. Gene Ontology annotation, cellular component: extracellular region. Bases 61 to 501 code for a protein of 146 amino acids. Gene Ontology annotation, molecular function: insulin-like growth factor binding. The transcript has 4 exons. NCBI's taxonomy places the organism in Eukaryota, Metazoa, Nematomorpha, Gordioida, Chordodea, Parachordodidae.